CCUCAUUCUUCUCCUUCCUGCUGCCAUGUAAAGAGGAUGUGUUUGCUUCACCUUCUGCCAGGAUUUUAAGUUUCCUGAGGCCUCCCCAGUCCUGUGGAACUGGCUCCGGCUGGCACCUGAGGAGCGGCGUGACCCCGAGGGCCCAGGGAGCUGCCCGGCUGGCCUAGGCAGGCAGCCGCACCAUGGCCAGCACGGCCGUGCAGCUCCUGGGCUUCCUGCUCAGCUUCCUGGGCAUGGUGGGCACGUUGAUCACCACCAUCCUGCCACACUGGCGGAGGACGGCGCACGUGGGCACCAACAUCCUCACGGCCGUGUCCUACCUGAAAGGGCUCUGGAUGGAGUGUGUGUGGCACAGCACAGGCAUCUACCAGUGCCAGGUCUACCGGUCCCUGCUGGCGCUGCCCCAAGACCUCCAGGCUGCCCGUGCCCUCAUGGUCAUCUCCUGCCUGCUCUCGGGCAUAGCCUGCGCCUGCGCGGUCAUCGGGAUGAAGUGCACGCGCUGUGCCAAGGGCACACCCGCCAAGACCACCUUUGCCAUCCUCGGCGGCACGCUCUUCAUCCUGGCCGGCCUCCUGUGCAUGGUGGCCGUCUCCUGGACCACCAACGACGUGGUGCAGAACUUCUACAACCCGCUGCUGCCCAGCGGCAUGAAGUUCGAGAUUGGCCAGGCCCUGUACCUGGGCUUCAUCUCCUCGUCCCUCUCGCUCAUUGGUGGCACCCUGCUUUGCCUGUCCUGCCAGGACGAGGCACCCUACAGGCCCUACCAGGCCCCGCCCAGGGCCACCACGACCACUGCAAACACCGCACCUGCCUACCAGCCACCGGCUGCCUACAAAGACAAUCGGGCCCCCUCAGUGACCUCGGCCACGCACAGCGGGUACAGGCUGAACGACUACGUGUGAGUCCCCACGGCCUGCCUCUCCCCUGGGCCGCUGUGGGCUGGGUCCCCGGCAGGACUGUCAAUGGAGGCAGGGGUUCCAGCACAAAGUUUACUUCUGGGCAAUUUUUGUAUCCAAGGAAAUAAUGUGAAUGCGAGGAAAUGUCUUUAGGGCACAGGGACAGAGGGGGAAAUAAGAGGAGGAGAAAGCUCUCUAUACCAAAGACUGAAAAAAAAAUCCUGUCUGUUUUUGUAUUUAUUAUAUGUAUUUAUGUGGGUGAUUUGAUAACAAGUUUAAUAUAAAGGGAUUUGGGAGUUUGGUCAGUGGGGUUGGUUUGUGAUCCAGGAAUAAACCUUGUGGAUGUGGCUGUUUAUGAAA
Molecule: messenger RNA, 1256 nt
Organism: Symphalangus syndactylus (siamang)
Lineage: Eukaryota; Metazoa; Chordata; Mammalia; Primates; Hylobatidae
Gene: CLDN14
Product: claudin 14
Cellular component (GO): bicellular tight junction; membrane
Molecular function (GO): structural molecule activity
Source: RefSeq, a predicted model, not a curated record